AGCUGGAGGUGAAGCAGCCUCUCUCUGCCAUACUGAAGCAGGUGUCCAACAUGGCGAACAUUGGCAGCAGCUCUCUGGCGACUAUUCUCUUUUUAUUCCUCUUCCAGGCGGCCCCGCACAAAGGAGCUGCUCAGGACCCAGUUGUGAGUCAGAACCUGGUGACGGACAACGUGUCCGUGGUGGAGGGCGACAUGGCGAUGAUCAGCUGUCGGGUGAAGGACAACGACGACUCGGUGAUCCAGCUGCUGAACCCCAACAGGCAGACCAUCUACUUCAGGGACAUGAGGCCACUGAAAGACGCUCGCUUCCAGCUCGUGAACUUCUCCGACAAUGAGCUGCGGGUGUCACUGUCUAAUGUCUCGCUGUCAGACGAGGGUCGAUAUGUUUGCCAGCUCUACACGGAUCCCCCGCAGGAAGCCUACGCUGACAUCACUGUGCUAAUUCCUCCAGGUAACCCCAUCAUCGAGGCCCGGGAUGAGGUCGUGAGCGAGGGCAACGAGACGGAGAUGACCUGCACGGCCAUGAGCAGCAAGCCCGCCGCCACCAUCAGAUGGAUGAAGGGAGAUAAGGAGCUUCCAGGCAAGCCCAAAGUUGAGCUGACCUACGACAAGAUGUACACAGUCACCAGCCGCCUCACGUUCACCGUGAACAAGGAGGACGACGGAGUUCCUGUGAUCUGCAUCGUGGACCAUCCGGCCGUCAAAGACUUCCAGGCUCAGAAACUCCUCGAGGUGCAGUACAAACCGGAGGUCAAGAUUGUGGUGGAAUUUCCUCAGGGGCUGACCAGGGAAGGAGAGAACUUGGAGUUGACGUGUCAGGCCAAAGGCAAACCCCAGCCUCAGCGGGUGAACUGGGUCAAGGUGGACGAUGACGUGCCGUCACACGCCGUCAUCACCGGCGGCGAUCUCUACAUCGAGAACCUGAACAAGUCGUACAACGGAACCUACCGCUGCGUGGCGUCCAACUCAGUGGGAGAGUCUUUUGACGACUACAUCCUCUACGUCUAUGAUGCUCCCACCACCACCCCUAUACCCACCACAGCCACCACCACCACCACCAUCAUCACCACCACCAUCUCCUACCCCGAAGCCAAUCAAGACUCUGCGCCCAGCACUGAACCUGCAGCUCAUGAUUCUCGAGCCGGAGAAGGAGCGCCCAGGACGGUGGACCACGCCGUGAUCGGAGGAGUCGUGGCCGUGGUCGUCUUCGCGAUGCUGUGUCUACUCAUCGUGUUGGGGCGCUACUUCGCAAGACACAAAGGUACCUACUUCACACACGAAGCCAAAGGAGCGGACGACGCGGCGGACGCAGACACAGCCAUCAUCAACGCAGAGGGCGGCCACACCAACUCGGACGAAAAGAAGGAGUACUACAUCUAAUCCAAACAGGACCCCUCACUCUGGUGUCCUCUUUGGGACACCGAGCUGGUUUUGGGGCCUGGGGGGGGGCGGAGGCGGGGGUUGGGACCGGAGUUGGUUCAGGAUCACUUUAUAGUGAGAGUGGAGGGGUCAACGCGUAGACGAGGAAUGGGUUUUUAAAGAAAGGCCUGGUUUUAAGCCGUUGUUUAGUCUCUAGUCUGCAGAUGUAGAUGGAAUGUUUUGUGUGUUUAAAAAAAGUGACAAAAAAAAUCAAAAAAGGAGGUGAAAAAAAAAAAAGGGGGAGGGUUUGGAUUUUAGGUAAA
Molecule: messenger RNA, 1681 nt
Organism: Limanda limanda (common dab)
Lineage: Eukaryota; Metazoa; Chordata; Actinopteri; Pleuronectiformes; Pleuronectidae
Gene: cadm1a
Product: cell adhesion molecule 1a
Exons: 12
Coding region: 51-1379 (442 amino acids)
Biological process (GO): susceptibility to natural killer cell mediated cytotoxicity; cell recognition; detection of stimulus
Cellular component (GO): neuron projection; plasma membrane; synapse
Molecular function (GO): signaling receptor binding
Source: RefSeq, a predicted model, not a curated record